Molecule: messenger RNA, 637 nt
Organism: Ilex paraguariensis (yerba mate)
Lineage: Eukaryota; Viridiplantae; Streptophyta; Magnoliopsida; Aquifoliales; Aquifoliaceae
Source: the annotation of a GenBank genome assembly
AGAAGCAUCAAAUUAAUAUCAAGAAGUAAUAAUACAGUUAGUGGUGGUAACCUCCCUAGCAGUAUCUAAAGAAAGCAGUAGAUAACAGAUUUCCAUCGGAGAAGAAACCAACAAUUUGAGUCGCCAACAUGAGCGUCGUCCUUGUCUUCGCCGCCUUGCCUGUUGUGUCUUUGCUUCAUGAAUUUGCCAAGUCCUUACGGUCGCCUGCACUCUUGCAAUUCAACAGCCACCACCAAUACCAUGACACGGUGGAGACGACGAUGGUGGGGGAAGAAACUAUAAAAGAGGAAGAUGGGCUUGAAGAAGUCAGGUACUGUGUUGUUUGUCUAUGCCAAGUCUGUUCCGGUGACAGAUACCGGUUGCUUCCCCAGUGCAACCACAAGUUCCAUGUCCAUUGUAUUGACACUUGGUUGGAAACCCACUCGACAUGCCCUCUCUGCAGAAGUACCAUCCCAAAAACAUCAGUACCUCCACGUCCUCUUCAACAGCACCAUUACUCUUCUAUUAAUGGUCUCCUUUGUUAUCCUUUCUCUCUCUUUGAGAACAUGUUUAAAUGGCUGGCUAAGCCACCUAACCCUGGCCUCAUGUCUGCUGUGUGUGAGCAUUGCCAAUACCUGCCUAAUUCAUAGAAUUGAUC